Messenger RNA from Metopolophium dirhodum (rose-grain aphid), 1503 nucleotides. RefSeq lists its product as uncharacterized. The record is from RefSeq and is a predicted model, not a curated record. The transcript is spliced from 10 exons. The coding region runs from base 274 to 1443 and encodes 389 amino acids. Lineage: Eukaryota; Metazoa; Arthropoda; Insecta; Hemiptera; Aphididae.
AAGAAUUAAACCGAUUUGGCUAACCUACACUGCAGUCUUAAUUUUUAUAGUAAAUUCUUAUCGAUAUAAUACAGAAGUAUUACAAUUUAUCUACGGAGUUCGAUUAUAAAGGUGUAAUACAUUUUGUGAAGCGUUUCGUGAUAAAUUUAUUUAUACUUAUAUUAUGUUUGUUAUGAGGUAAAAGUACUUAUUUUUUAUCGUUUCGAUAUUCGAGAACUCGUGAACGCGCAUUUACGCACCAAGUGAAGUUCACUCAAAAUUUGUUUGUCGAAAAUGACCAAUCCACCGGAGACUUUUUUCGACUACUAUAAACUACCAGGACCUUGGUACAACGUCAAAUACACGAUUUAUUACUGGUUUUUCACCGCGAUUAAGACAAUUUUGCGUUUCUUUGAUGUCCAUACGAAGCACGGUAAACCGGAAGACAACGACGGGCCACACGAACUUAACGACAAUAUUGGCUAUGACGCCACUUGGAUUGGAGGCACCACGCCCGACGGUAAAUGGAUCAUAUUAGCACUUGAUAGACGAAAUGAAAGUAAAAUGUCCAUAGGAUACGCAUGUUUAAAGAUUCCAGGAAUCGGACACCUGUCUACUCCGAUGUAUCCAAAUUCCAUGGAUAACUCGUUGGAAAACAGCGACGAUGGUUUCACUUUGGACAAAUUUACUUUGACGGUGAUCGAACCUCUCCGACGAUGGAAAGUCAAUUUUGAAGGUAAAAUGACAUUUGUGGACGAUCCGGACGCCUCGGCCCACGUAAAGAUAACAGCUGAAUGGACGAGCCAACGUGACGUGUGGUUACUGAAUCGGGACUUGAGUAGCGAAUCGUUCGCCGACUCUUUUGCACUGGAAAACUGGAACAUGUUCUCCGCCACCCUAUUCGACCGUUCCAAAGACGAUGUGGUGCAUUGGGAGCAGUUCGGUCGAUUGGACGCGGACAUCGAGAUAGACAGGAUAGGAAUUGAAAUUCGCAACGCGGCUACCGUCAGGGACAGGAGCUUUGGUAAAAUUAGAGAUUUUACAGCGUUGCACAGAUAUUUCUACAUAACCAUGUUCAUGGAAGACGAUCAGUCCCUGGUGAUUACGGUGGUUUGUCACAAAAAGACGUUUUCACGGCUGUUUUUCGGAUUUAUCAGCAACGAUGACGGUACCAACAGCAAUAUAGACUGGACCGAUUUGAACAUACAUCAAUUCGGCGAAAACGGCAGAGUUACCGAAGAACUGUGUUUUUUAAUAAGAAUCGGUAAAGUCGUCCACACCGUGCAAGUCGUAUGCGACAGCCAACACUGGUAUCGACUGGAAAAGGGCGUAGUGAGAUGCGAACAGAUCGGCGACUGCUUGGUCGACAACGUGCCAGGCAAGUGUAUGAUCCAGUCGCUGUACAGCGAGACGUCACUGAGGUCGAAAACUUUUUGCAAGCCUCUGAGUUAUUUGAACUAUUAGUUAUAUUUUGACAAUUUAUUAAAGCCUUUUUCAAAACGAUAUUAUAAUAUAGUUAACGGA